Striga hermonthica is the source of this 582-nucleotide messenger RNA. NCBI's taxonomy places the organism in Eukaryota, Viridiplantae, Streptophyta, Magnoliopsida, Lamiales, Orobanchaceae. The record is from the annotation of a GenBank genome assembly.
AUGGAGGAAUACAGCAAAGACCUCUUGAAAUUGGAGACCAAGACUUCGGCCGCAGCCUCCACCUCAUGUUUAGACUCAAAACUCUUCGUUUGCAAGAAAGACAGCUCCUUUUCUCCGUCUGAAGCUCCUCUUCUUAAGCCCACAAUGUUUCCUGUUCCCAAGAGUCAAGUUCUAGGAAAAGUCCAGGACUUUCUCAGUGUCUUAUCUGAAUCGAACAAAAAGCUGAUGCACGACGCAAAGGAUAAUCCCGAGAAUUAUGAUAUUGAAAUGCUCAAUGGGAAAGAAUCGGAAUACAUUGAAAUGGAUCUGAUGCUGGGAGUCGCUGAUCUUCAUACCCCAGAGGCUGUAGCUGCUGCAGAAUCUGCAAUGGCUGGCCGUGAACCAUUGAUUCCUUUACCAAACAGUGAAGAUAGCAGUGAUGAUGAUGAUGAGGAUGAUGAUGAUGACAGAAGGGAGAACAAGUUUAGUACACAAGAUUACGAAGACGGUUCAUGUUCAAAAGAUGCUGAAACAGAUUGUUCUUCUAAGCCAUUGAGAAAAGAGAAACCGAAAAAGCGGCCCAAGAUUGUCGAGCUCUCAUAA